AGUACAGUCAGGGGGCUCCGCUCUACGGGCCGUACCCCGGGGCGGCAGCCGCGGGCUCGUGCGGAGGGUGGGGCAGCUUGGAGGUUUCUGGUUCCAGCUUACGUGCUCACGUCUACCUAUGCAACCGGCCUUUGUGGCUCAAAUUCCACCGCCACCAAACCGAGAUGAUCAUCACGAAGCAGGGCAGGCGCAUGUUUCCCUUCCUGAGCUUCAACAUAAACGGACUCAACCCUGCCGCCCACUACAACGUGUUCGUCGAGGUGGUGCUGGCCGACCCCAACCACUGGCGCUUCCAGGGGGGCAAGUGGGUGACCUGCGGCAAGGCCGACAACAACAUGCAGGGCAACAAAAUGUAUGUCCACCCCGAGUCUCCCAAUACUGGUUCCCACUGGAUGAGACAGGAGAUUUCCUUUGGGAAACUAAAACUCACCAAUAACAAAGGUGCCAAUAACAACAACACUCAGAUGAUAGUCCUCCAGUCGUUACACAAGUACCAACCCCGACUGCACAUUGUUGAAGUCACAGAGGAUGGCGUGGAGGACUUGAAUGAGCCCUCGAAGACACAGACCUUUACCUUCUCAGAAACGCAGUUCAUUGCCGUGACUGCCUACCAAAACACCGACAUAACUCAAUUAAAGAUUGACCAUAACCCCUUUGCAAAAGGCUUCAGGGACAACUAUGAUUCCAUGUACACCGCUUCCGAAAAUGACAGGUUAACUCCAUCUCCCACGGAUUCUCCUAGAUCCCAUCAGAUUGUCCCUGGAGGUCGGUACGGCGUUCAGUCCUUCUUCCCGGAGCCCUUUGUCAACACUUUACCUCAAGCCCGAUAUUAUAAUGGCGAGAGAACCGUGCCACAAACCAACGGCCUCCUUUCACCCCAACAGAACGAAGAUCUGUCCAACCCUCCCCAGCGGUGGCUUGUCACGCCUGUGCAGCAACCUGGGACCAACAAACUAGACAUCGGUUCCUAUGAGUCUGAAUACACUUCCAGCACCUUGCUCCCGUAUGGUAUUAAGUCCUUGCCCCUCCAGACAUCCCAUGCCCUGGGGUAUUACCCUGACCCAGCCUUCCCUGCAAUGGCAGGGUGGGGAGGUCGAGGUUCUUACCAGAGGAAGAUGGCAGCGGGGCUCCCAUGGACCUCCAGAACAAGCCCCCCUGCGUUCUCUGAAGAUCAGCUCUCCAAGGAGAAAGUCAAAGAAGAAAUUAGCUCUUCUUGGAUAGAGACCCCCCCUUCCAUCAAGUCUCUGGAUUCCAACGACUCGGGCAUAUACACCAGCGCUUGUAAGCGAAGGCGGCUGUCUCCCAGCACCUCCAGCAAUGAAAAUUCUCCCUCCAUAAAGUGCGAGGACAUGAACGCUGAAGAGUACAGUAAAGACGCCUCGAAAGGCAUGGGGGGGUAUUACGCUUUUUACACAACUCCCUAAAGAGUUAUUCUAACCUCCUCCAAAUGAGCUACCUUGUUGCAGAUGAACCUGGUGGUGCGCGUUGUUGCUGUUGUUGUUCUUUGCCUAGGUUGCCAAAAAGAUGUUUGCCUUCCACCUUGGUGCGUCCCGUCCUGUGCAACUCUCUAAGAGAAGGUGCCAAAGCUUUUCGAUUGCUGCAGGUGACUGAAACAAGCCUAGCAUUGCAUUGUCCCUUUCUAAAAAAUAAAAAGAUAAAUAAAGUUAAUGGAGGACUUGGAAGUGUUUUAAAAUUUGAAGGUUAUCCAAGGUCCUGGAUUUAUUUAUUGGAAACACUAAACAUCCAGAGAGUGGGGCUGUGAAGACGGAGUGCUGAGCGCUAUCAGAUGAGUGGAACGCGUGGGUCCUUAUUUCUGUUUUUUAAAUCUCUAAGCCUACAGAAGCCCAGAAUCGGUAAGGUAUUUUGCGUCUAGAAGAGAAGGGCUGGUCCUUAAGCUUCAGUGGGGGACUCUCUUUGCCGUUACCUUCUGCUAGGGACGAAAGAUGUUAGGCCUGGGAGGCCAGACGGACUUUGGUGAAGUCUGACUUGGUUUCCCCUGACUUGGAGGCCUCCCAGGCCUCCAGGACAGGCCGCGUCCGCUCUGGCUCAGGACUGCCUCCCUCGCUGGCCAGGCCUCUGCUGUGUGCCGGGGUGGCCCGUAGGACUCGGGGGAGGACAAGUGAGGGCGUCACCCCCCCCAAAUAAAGCAUAAAAGAAAGAAAAAUUUAAAGUGUACAGAUGUGUGUGCUUAGAUACACUGUAGAACAACGUGGCAUAUAUUGUACAAAUAGUCUACAUAGGUGUCUGAGGUGAUGUAAAAUUGGUGCUUCGGGCUUUGUAAGGAAUUCUGCAGAUCCCCUGAGGACAGCCGCAGGGGCGGGGGUCGUGUCUCUGUCGUCCCAGCCGUGUCUGGGAAUAUUCUGUUCGCUUUCUAGAUGGUUAAGAAUGUGUCCGGCUACUCUGUACUCAACUUGAACCCUGUCGAAGGAAAACUAUUUCAUCGUCUCCCUGCGCCACCCCCGCCACCCCCACCUGGUAAAUGUGAAGAAAGUCACACCUGACGCCACAGCUCCUAUCGGCUUUUUAGAGACCUUGGAUUUUUUAUGUACAGUGUUAGUCAUUUUUUUAAUAAAUGUGGUUC
Messenger RNA from Miniopterus natalensis, 2581 nucleotides. RefSeq names its product eomesodermin (gene EOMES). Lineage: Eukaryota; Metazoa; Chordata; Mammalia; Chiroptera; Miniopteridae. Gene Ontology annotation, cellular component: nucleus; chromatin. Gene Ontology annotation, molecular function: DNA-binding transcription factor activity, RNA polymerase II-specific; RNA polymerase II cis-regulatory region sequence-specific DNA binding. Gene Ontology annotation, biological process: CD8-positive, alpha-beta T cell differentiation involved in immune response; positive regulation of DNA-templated transcription; endodermal cell fate specification. The record is from RefSeq and is a predicted model, not a curated record.